AUGCUUUCGAAAGCGUUACAGAAAGCGAACACCGCGGUUCUUCUUGACAAUGCCGCUAAUUUUGAAGGAGCGAUGGAGGCUUACAACGAUGCCUGUCAAUUACUUCAGCUGGUAAUGGAUAGAAGCGAUGGAGGUGAAGACGAGAAGUUGAAGCUUCGAGAAAUACGUGAUACCUACAUGAUUCGUAUAAACGAGCUUCAAUGUAUGGACUUUUCAAUCAGGAAUGUCGAUAGCAAAGCCCUCCCUGAGCGACCUCGCAGUGAAGAGUCUUAUAUCGAAUAUUCGUCAGUGCAGAACAACGAGGCCGGGUCAUUAUCAGGAGAGGGUUCCAAUCGCUCGCAGCGUGGCUCUGAUGCGCAGUCGGUGUUCGAAAUGACAACAACUGUACCGUCUGGGCAGACCUCUUUGCAUCAGCUGUCGCUAUUACCAUCUGCGAUCACUGAAGAUAAAUUCAGAACCGCUUCUGUUGGUGACUGGACUAAGCGCGCUCUGGGACUGGAAGAACAUAAUAUUCAGUCUCCGUGCCAGCCAUUCAACGAAUACGUUAGAGAUCCGGCCACCACUAAGUAUGAGCUUACACAAGAACCUAUCAGUGAGCCAAGAUCUGUUGAUGCGUCCUCAUCUGGGAUGCCGUUAUUGAAUCCUCAUGCGAAGGGUGUUCACGAAACGACAUCAUGGCUUGAUACCAUUGACGAGUCCGGUGCUUCAUCCCCUGCUUCUGUUCAUUCAAACUCCUCAUCCUUAUACCUGCGCCAUAGAGGAGCUCACGAAUCUAUGGUUGGGACUGAAGCUGAGUUUGAUGCCGCCAUGGAUGCAGCCGUCGAAGCCGCAUAUGAUGAUAGCCUAGAGCUGACACCUGAACCCAACUAUGAUGGUGUGGUAGAACAUCCCCGCGCAGUUAUCAAGCCUCUGAAGCAACCCGUCACAGAGUUUGGACGGGAAGGAGAAAUUGUUCCAAGUCAAAAUCCUCUAGGUACCUUUGAUGAAAGGAAUCUUCGGAGGUCUUCUGGCCAUGAAAUAGGGUAUCUAGAUGACGAUGCCGAGGAAGAGGAGCGCUUGUUGGAGGAGAUGACGAGAGGCUAUGUCAUGGAUGAAUUUGAGUUUGGUAUUCUGUCCAAAUCCGCCCUUCCUCGGCAGCAAGCAUUGAGCGAUCAGCCUACUCGAUCACAGGAGAGCAUGGCGCUAGCUGCUACCCAUGGUGAACUGGACGCAACGCUGUAUACCCCUCUUAAUGCUACGAAUACCGACGCACGCACUUCUAGCCAGUCAAAGGGGAGCCUGUUAAUACCAACCACGAAGUCCAUGUUAAGUCCGUUGGUUGGCUCAGGUGUUCGAGCACGAAGGCUGUCAGGUCAACGAAACACCGAGCUGAAAAUUGAAACAAAGUCUCACCUAGACACUCGCUUGGUCACCUCAAUAGUACGAAGUCCGGACACAUUCGUGUUUCGUCCAGGAAUGGACCAUCAAGAUGAGCACCAACUUAGCGUCGGCAAUGGUUCCAACAAAAAUUCAAGCUCCGCUUCUGGUGUUCGAUCUCUUGUACAAUCGAAGAGACGCAAUGUGUCAGUUGGUUCCUUCACUGAAGACAUAUUAGCACAUGGGACCUGUAGAAGGAACCAGGAUAUUGACAAGGCCUGGCAUACAAAACCUCCUUCGCCAACUCGUCCAAUCGGUAAAGUAGCGUCGGCGCCAGACGGUCUAGACAAAUCGCAUGACGGCUUGGGUCCUUCCUCGAUGCGCAAUAUAUCAGUUUUAGGGACAGAGAUGCCGUCGGAGUCUCCGAACACUCCGUUAAAUAAUGUUUCUCACAUGUCAGAAGCUCAGAAAGCGCCCAUUACUGCUUCUUUACCCAUGUUACCUACCCCAACUGGGACAAACAUCGGUGCAAAUGGCUCACCAAGCCGGGGCCUUAAUCUUUUUGACACCCACAUUCAUUCUCCAACGAGUCCCGGCUCGCCGAAUGUGAUGGCUGCUGAUCCUCCACUCCCAUUGGAGCCAUGUCCUGAAUCGUUUCUUUUACGGCCAUUUUGGCUCAUGCGAUGCAUCUAUCAGACAAUGGCACAUCCACGUGGCGGCUACCUAUCCACAAAGCUUUUCGUCCCACGAGAUGUUUGGCGCGUCAAGAAUGUCAAAAUCAAGGCGGUUGAGGAGAAAGUAUCAAGUUGCGACUUGUUGACGGCCGCAUUGCUGAAAUUGGCCCAAGUCGAUACCUACGAUGCUGAUGCAAUUUUAGAGGAGAUGCAGUCAUUAGAGAGUGUACUUGAUCAGGUGCAAAUUUUGCUGUCAAAGAAAGUUGGAAGCGAGGUUGGCGUGCAUGGGGCUAUGACACUCCUCAAGUCUAACCAGGCGUUCGAUGAUACACUGAAUAAUGACAUAUCAUUCUCCAAGCCGUCGCCUGGACCCAGCAAGUCUUAUUUGACAUCAUGGCGCAAAUUGCGUUCUAAAAAUGCCGGCUUUGCAGUGGCAGCUGCGGCGUGCUCGAAAGAGUCGAGCAGGGACUUCUCGACAAGUAAUUCUGUGCCAAUGACUUCAGUACCUUCUCAACACACCAAGCGCAAUUUUUCACAGUUGCAGCUUAAUGGAGGCAGCAAUUAUAUGGGAGCUCUGGCCCGACUUUGUGAUGCCGUCCAGGUCUUAGAUCAAAUCGCCCAACAAGUCGAAGAUCCCGGUCUAAAGCAUUCUUCUCCGACUCUUGUUGGUCUUGAAUUGAGCACUCGCCAUGCUGCUGAAUUUUUCGGCUUCUACAUUUGUCGAUUUGCACUGAACGAUAUCGGGCUGAUGCUCGAUAAAUUCAUCAAAAGGGGAAGUGAGUGGGUCUUGAUUUGA
Messenger RNA from Aspergillus saccharolyticus JOP 1030-1, 2826 nucleotides. RefSeq lists its product as uncharacterized. The coding region runs from base 1 to 2826 and encodes 941 amino acids. The transcript has 3 exons. The record is from RefSeq and is a predicted model, not a curated record. NCBI's taxonomy places the organism in Eukaryota, Fungi, Ascomycota, Eurotiomycetes, Eurotiales, Aspergillaceae.